CGGUGGCGGAGACGGCGCGGGAGGCUGUGCUGCGGGGCCUGCGGGGCCUCCGUCUGGGUGCGGGAGGUGGGCGGAGUGGAAUACGACCGCCGUGGGGAUCCCACACGGGCGCGGAGCCGGCCAAGCGCCUCCGAGUCUCGGCUGUGUGCGCGCAGGGGCGGCCGAUGCCCCCAGCACUCCGCAUUCUGCUGCCGCAGCCGGGCCGCAUUUGGACGGGGCGCCGCGCCGCGGAGCCGAAGCCGGGUCAUGAUGCUGCUUGGUGCAUCUCUGGUGGGGGCGCUACUAUUCUCCAAGCUGGUGCUGAAACUGCCCUGGACCCAGGUGGGGUUCUCUCUGGUCCUUCUGUACUUGGGCUCUGGUGGCUGGCGCUUCGUCCGGAUCUUCUUUAAGACCAUCAGACGCGAUGUCUUUGGCGGCAUGGUGCUCUUGAAGGUGAAAGCCAAAGUCCGGAAGUACCUGCGGGAGCGAAGGACAGUGCCCAUGUUGUUUGCCUCAACGGUGCAGCGCCACCCCGACAAAACGGCCCUGAUUUUUGAGGGCACAGACACCCACUGGACCUUCCGCCAACUGGAUGACUAUUCAAGCAGUGUGGCCAAUUUCCUGCAGGCCCGGGGCCUGGCCUCAGGCAACGUGGUUGCCCUCUUCAUGGAAAACCGAAACGAGUUUGUGGGUCUGUGGCUGGGCAUGGCCAAGCUGGGUGUGGAAGCGGCCCUCAUCAACACCAACCUUAGACGCGAUGCCCUACGCCACUGUAUCGACACUUCAAAGGCACGAGUCCUCAUCUUUGGCAGUGAAAUGGCCCCAGCUGUCUGUGAAGUCCAUGCCAGCCUGGACCCCUUGCUCAGCCUCUUCUGCUCAGGCCCCUGGGAACCCAGUGCAGUACCCUCCAACACAGAGCACCUGGAUCCACUGCUGGAAGACGCUCCCAAGCACCUGCCCAGUCAGCCUGCCAAGGACUUCACAGAUAAGCUCUUCUACGUCUACACGUCUGGAACCACAGGGCUACCCAAAGCUGCCAUCGUGGUGCAUAGCAGGUAUUACCGCAUGGCUGCCCUGGUGUACUACGGAUUCCGCAUGCAGCCUGACGACAUUGUCUAUGACUGCCUCCCCCUCUACCACUCAGCAGGAAACAUCGUAGGGGUGGGCCAGUGCCUGAUCCAUGGCUUGACAGUGGUGAUCCGGAAGAAGUUCUCAGCCUCCCGAUUCUGGGAUGAUUGUAUCAAGUACAACUGCACUAUUGUGCAGUAUAUUGGUGAACUUUGCCGCUACCUCCUGAACCAGCCGCCCCGUGAGGCGGAGUCUCGGCACAAGGUGCGCAUGGCACUGGGCAAUGGCCUUCGGCAGUCCAUCUGGACCGACUUCUCCAACCGAUUCCACAUCCCCCAGGUGGCCGAGUUUUACGGGGCCACCGAGUGCAACUGUAGCCUGGGCAACUUUGACAGCCAGGUGGGAGCCUGCGGUUUCAACAGCCGCAUCCUGUCCUUUGUGUACCCCAUCCGGCUGGUACGGGUCAAUGAGGACACCAUGGAGCUGAUCCGGGGACCUGAUGGCGUCUGCAUUCCCUGUCAACCAGGCCAGCCAGGCCAGCUGGUGGGCCGCAUCAUCCAGCAAGACCCUCUGCGCCGCUUCGACGGGUACCUCAACCAGAGUGCCAACAAGAAGAUCGCUAAUGAUGUCUUCAGGAAGGGGGACCAAGCCUACCUCACUGGUGAUGUGCUGGUGAUGGAUGAACUGGGCUAUCUAUACUUCCGAGACCGUACUGGGGACACAUUCCGAUGGAAAGGGGAAAACGUGUCUACCACCGAAGUGGAGGGCACGCUCAGCCGACUGCUAGACAUGGCUGACGUGGCAGUAUAUGGUGUUGAAGUGCCAGGAACUGAAGGCCGGGCUGGAAUGGCUGCUGUGGCCAGCACCGCCAAGAGCUGUGACCUAGAGCGCUUUGCACAGGCCUUGGAGAAGGAGCUGCCCUUGUAUGCACGGCCCAUCUUCCUGCGCUUCCUGCCUGAGCUACACAAAACAGGGACCUACAAGUUCCAGAAGACAGAGCUGCGGAAAGAGGGUUUUGACCCAGCUGCUGUGAAAGAUCCACUCUUCUACCUGGACGCCCGGAAGGGCCACUACCUUCCGCUGGACCAAGAGGCCUAUACCCGCAUCCAGGCAGGAGAAGAGAAGCUGUGAUUACCCCUCAUGUCCCUCUGAGGGCCAGCGGAUGCUGGAUCCAGAGCCCCAGCUUCCACCCCAGAGGGGUCCUGGGCAAUGCCAGACCAAAGCAAACAGGACCCGCACCUCCAUCCCAAGGUGCUGAUCCCAUCCUUCUAAAACUGCCAAGUGACUCACUGCCACCUCUUCACCCUUGAGGAGGCUUUCUGUGAAAGCCUUGUGUCCAUGUUGUGUCUUUUGGGCCAGGUAGGGCCUCUAGGCCCCAGGCUGAGACUGACUGGCCCCUUCCGGAUGAUGUCUUCAGUCACACUGGGCAGGGAGAGGUAUAGAAGUCACCGAGCUCUCUCUGAAGGGCAGGGAGCUUGUAAACGGGAUCAAGGGAGAAGCUCCCAGACUCAGGAAGCCAAGUGGACAGGGACAGUAGUGGUCAUUAGUCAGGUGGCUGCAGCACAUCCUGGCCCCAGAGCUGCCCAAGUGUCAUUGAGCCCUAUCCACUCCUGGAGGAGCAGAGCAGGAGGACUCCUUGUGGCAUGCAUGCCCCCCCCCCCCCCCGCUUCAGGAAGUUGGGAGAGCAUCUUUCCAGGCCCCCUGCACCCUCAUCUCGGCAGUGGAUGCCUGGUCAUGGGUCUAUGUUUCCUCCACCUCAGUCUUGGCCUGAGAGGAGGAGGCAAGGGGAAAAGGCUCAGGGGUCAAUAAACUCUGCCUUGACUCCUCUUA
This is a messenger RNA of Jaculus jaculus (lesser Egyptian jerboa), 2877 nucleotides long. It is a transcript of the gene Slc27a4, whose product is annotated as solute carrier family 27 member 4. Gene Ontology annotation, biological process: medium-chain fatty acid transport; very long-chain fatty acid catabolic process; response to nutrient. Bases 247 to 2178 code for a protein of 643 amino acids. NCBI's taxonomy places the organism in Eukaryota, Metazoa, Chordata, Mammalia, Rodentia, Dipodidae. Gene Ontology annotation, molecular function: long-chain fatty acid transmembrane transporter activity; long-chain fatty acid-CoA ligase activity. The transcript is spliced from 13 exons. Gene Ontology annotation, cellular component: plasma membrane; endoplasmic reticulum membrane; microvillus. The record is from RefSeq and is a predicted model, not a curated record.